GGUGUGGCCGGCCCUUUCUUGUGCCCGGAUCAGGACCAGGGCCGGGACAAGAUGCCUUACUCGGUGGAAACCCCCUAUGGCUUCCUGCUGGACCUGGACUUCCUCAAGUACGUGGACGACAUCGAGAGAGGCCAGACCCUCCGGAAGCUUCCCCUCCCCCGCAAAGGGAAGGGCUCCAAGCCGGCCCAGAGCUUCCCCCGCAGCCAAAUGGGGGGCUGGGCCUCCACCGAGUCCCUGUCCUCCUCUGCCAGCGAGGAUGGGAAGCUGGCCUUCUCCCCGCGGCCCCGAACGGCAUCCUACGGAACCAAGGAGCACGCCGGCAAAGACGGCUGCUCCUUCCCGACGUCUCCUCCGCCGGCCAGCCGGCUUCUCCCUCCAGCUUCCCCCAAUUCGGUGGGUAGAGGCAGCCGGGUGGAGACCACCUUGCUGGAGACCAGCAGGAGGCUGGAGGAGGCACAGCUGGUGACCGGCGAAGGGCCUGCAGCGCCCAAGAGGACGGGCGGCCCUUCGAAAAACAGCACGUGUCCCCCCAACUCUGCGUCCUCUCCGUCCGGGGAGGGCCAAGCUGAGCCUGUGAAGACCAGCCCCCCUAAUUCAGGAAGGAGCACCCCGGUUCCGGCCGCGAGCCCCGCACACCUCCAUCACGUCCGCGAGCAGAUGGCCGCUGCUCUCAAGCAGCUGAAGGAGCUGGAGGAGCAGGUGAAGAUGAUCCCCCUCCUGGAGGAGCAGAUCUGCCGGCUGAAGCAGGAGAAGGAGCAGCUGGUGGCGGCUGGCUUGGGGGAGAAGGGGGAGGCCGAAGCUGAGGAGUCGGGGGUCUUCUGCUUCCCCCCAAGACAAGGCCUCAAAGAUGGGCCUGCUUGUCCGGACCCAGGAGGGCCCCAGCCUGAGAGGGAGGGAGAGGCGACCAAAGGAAGGACAAGUAAGAUUGCAGAGCUGAAGAAACUGACCGAGCGGCUGACCGGGCCAGAGAGGGCCGGGAAGAGCAGAGGAGCGGGCCGGCCCUCAAGAGUGGAGCAGCCCGGCCAGAGGUCCAUCGGAGUCGGAGAGGAGGCGGACAUGAGUGAAGUGGUUUGCUACUACCGGAGCCAAAGACCCUGCCGGGAAGUGGCUGUUGGGUGCGAGAGGGAGACGUGCGACGCAGAGGUGUGGGUGAUGGAGUCCUUCCUUGGGGUUUCGUCGGCUGCAGAGGAAGAGAUGCAGCUGGUGCAGCAGAGAGUCCAGCACCAGCAGGCCAUCAUCACCAUGCUGGAGGGGCACCUCAAGGAGGCCACCCAGGAACUGGAGGAGUUGAGGGUGGAGGUUUGCUCCCGUAGGCCGGGCAGCCUGGUCAGCCAAGCUACCUCGGCCUGCCCGGAGAUGGCUGAAGCCUGCGUGGAGGCCGUGACGCCCACCCGGUGCCAGGCUGUGGGCAGCCACGUCGAAACGGUGGAGGCUGGCGUCCAGAGCUUUCUGCAAACGUCCCACGUAGGAGUCGGUUGCAACUUGCAAGGAGAACUGAACGGAGAAGCAAAGGCCACCGAGGAGGACUCGCCACGGAAAGCAUCCCCGAUCCCCCUGGGGACGGAGCACGGGGGCCACAAAGGGCACCUCAGAUCCACAGUGGCAACGCCCGAUGCCGGCACAGCUGAGGAGGGGUCCGGCUCAGAAGAUGCCAGGCAGUCCACCAGUGGCAAGGAAGGGACCGCACAGGAUGAACCAGAUACUGGCCGAGCUUUGCCCCUGGGGAUGGGUGGCAAGGGCAGCCGUGAGCCCAACGGGGCAGAGGGGGCCUCGGGGACUGGUGCUCUGAAGUCCAUAAUGAAGCGGCUGGACAGCCCGGCCAAGGCAGAGCCGGGGGUCAGUGGGAAGAAGACCCUCCAGUUUGUGGGCCUCCUGAAUGGCGAGUAUGAGAGCACCUCUAGUGAGGAGGACUCCUUCAACGAGACCGUUGGCGGCUUGGAGGGCGAUGCUGCUGCCAGCCCGGAUGUCAGCGACAGCAGCGAGGAGGAGGAGGAGGAGGAAGGCAGCCCGGGCACAGAGGAGGCACCACCAGGGCACCCACAGCUGAGCCCUGACCCUGAAGAUGCGGCCGGACAGGGAGGAGCAACUCCCAAGGUCAAAGAGAGGUUUGAGCUGAGCCCGUGGAUGAGAGAAGCCUGCUUGGUGGUGAGGGCCCACCUGGGCCAUGGCAGAGGGGCCCCGAAGAGCAAAGAGCUGGGAGCCCCGGAACGGAAACACCUCCUGCGAGGCGGGACAGGCGAGGGGCGCGCAUUGACCUCUGCUCCGCUUGGCGCCCAGCUUUCCAGCAGCAGCCUGGUCCUGCGGGAAUGGUUCCGGGUGUCCAGCCAGAAGAGUUCCCGGGCCAGCAAGGUGGCCAAGUACCUGCAGGCCCUGGACGAGCUCUCCCCGGCACUCCUGGCGCACGUCCUCAACCUCUCCGACGGCAACGGGAACAUGGCGCUCCACUACAGCGUCUCCCACUCCAACUUCGACAUCGUCCGGCUCCUCCUCGACACAGGUGUCUGCAACGUCAACCACCAGAAUAAAGCAGGCUACACGGCCCUCAUGUUGGCUGCGCUGGCAACCAUGGAGCGGCAGGACGACAUGGCCGUAGUCCGGCGCCUCUUCGACCUGGGCAACGUCAACGCCAAGGCCAGUCAGGCCGGGCAGACGGCGCUGAUGCUGGCGGUCAGCCACGGGAGGCAAGAGAUGGUGCAGGCCCUCCUGGCGUGCGGGGCAGACGCCAACCUGCAGGACGAGGAGGGCUCCACCGCGCUCAUGUGCGCCUGUGAGCACGGCCGGGCGGAAACCGUGCGGCUGCUUCUGGCGCAGCCGGCCUGCGACACCUCCAUCGCAGAUCAUGACGGCAACGACGCUGUGGCCAUAGCCUUGGAGGCCGGACACGACAACCUCGCGGCUCUGAUAUCUGCCCACCUCACACAGUCCGCAGACAGGACGGGAGCGUGACACUAUCCGGCUGCAACCCCAGGCGGCUUUGGCCCUUGAACUGUCCCGCCUGCAGCUGGCUGGAAGGACCCGCAACCAAAGAGAAAGCGCAUCAUUCCAGGAAACGCUUCCUGCACCGCUAUCAACCUCUCCGGGCACGUGCUCCGGCGAGCGCUUGGGAUCCCUGUGGGGUGAAGCUCACCCUGGGGCCGGCUUCACUAAUUCGGGCCGCCCACCUGGUCAACCUGACUGGGGCCUCAGUUCCACCAACAAGGGAAAAGCCAUCAGGGAAAAGCAGUGACCCGGUUUUAUCGUGCAAAAUUCUUGCUCUGCGCACAUGGAGAGAAGUUGGACAGUGGAGGCUGGUGCCCAAGGCCUCUUCCCCAAGCAAGCAAGGGGGGGGAAGGCAUUCACCAGCCAAAUCUCCAACUGUAAUCCAAACUGGGUGGAGUGCUCCAUGGGGACUAGAAACUUACCUAUCCCAAUUUUUAUCUUGCUAGAAUAAAAUCC
Messenger RNA from Notechis scutatus (mainland tiger snake), 3435 nucleotides. The record is from RefSeq and is a predicted model, not a curated record. NCBI's taxonomy places the organism in Eukaryota, Metazoa, Chordata, Lepidosauria, Squamata, Elapidae.